AUGGAAGUAGGUCUGAAACCGGGAGAAAUCAGCUUAGGAACCACCCUUAUAGCUGUUGCUUUUGAUGGAGGUGUGGUCGUUGGUGCGGAUUCACGCACGUCGAUGGGUGGCUCAUACACUGUCAAUAGGGUUACAGACAAGUUGACCUACGUCAGUGAUAGGAUAUACUGUUGCCGGUCUGGCAGUGCGGCUGAUACACAAGCUGUUGCUAGUAUCGUCACUUAUUAUCUACAACUAUACGCUAUACAACAUGAAGAGGAGCCUCCUGUCCGUGUGGCAGCAUCGUUGUUCCAAGAGCUCUGCUAUAAGAAUAAAGAUGCCUUAUCGGCAGGGAUAAUUUGUGCUGGUUGGGAUAAGCAUGAUGGCGGUUCCGUUUUUGGCAUACCUAUGGGCGGAUCAAUGCACAAACUGCCAUAUGCUACAGCAGGUAGUGGUUCUACAUAUAUUUAUGGUUACUGUGAUACCUCAUUUAGACAAAACAUGACCAAGGAAGAAACAAUAGAAUUUGUCAAGACUGGAGUUGCAUUGGCAAUCGGUAGAGACGGGUCAUCUGGAGGUUGCAUUCGUCUGGCUGUUAUUACCAAAGAUGGCGUGCAGCGACAUUUCAUCCCGGGAGACCAAGUACCAGCCUUGGGCGUUAUAUGA
Paraglomus brasilianum is the source of this 645-nucleotide messenger RNA. The record is from the annotation of a GenBank genome assembly. Lineage: Eukaryota; Fungi; Glomeromycota; Glomeromycetes; Paraglomerales; Paraglomeraceae.